Molecule: messenger RNA, 793 nt
Organism: Rosa chinensis
Lineage: Eukaryota; Viridiplantae; Streptophyta; Magnoliopsida; Rosales; Rosaceae
Product: transmembrane protein 220
Exons: 3
Coding region: 60-542 (160 amino acids)
Source: RefSeq, a predicted model, not a curated record
UCCAACAAGCUAGUAAAAUAUAUGGCCUAAUCCUCCAUUGAAGAUCUGAAACAGCAAAAAUGGCAACACCCAGCAAGCUAUACACAUUGUGUUCUCUACUAAUGGCAGCACUAUUUGCUUACUCAGCUGCUGUUCAGUUAAAUGACCCUGAUUGGUACUUUUGGUUUCUUCUUUAUGCUGUUGCUUGUGUUGUAAAUCUAGUGAACUGGGCUAUCACAUCCAAAAAAAUCAACCAAUUUGCUGAGGCAGCACUAUGGCUUGGAAUGUUUCUAUUUAUCAAGGUUCUAGCUGAAGAUUUUGUAAAUGGUAUAUCUGGGUUUUGGUCACUGGAUUUGAGUGAGAGAGUAAUCAGGGAGAAGAUAGGAAGUGGGUUAGUCAUAAUCUCUAUGGUUUUGCAGUUGAUGGCAUCAUUAUCAUCACCAGAAGCUCCCACACAGAAAAGGCCAAGAUAUCUUGAAUAUGGCAUGGGAAUCCUGGUGGGGUUUGGUUAUGCACUCCCAUUCGUCUUCUUUGUGGUCCUAAAAGGUGAAAUGAAGUUCUGAAAGCACAUAAUGCAUGAAGCACGAAACAAAAUGGAAUCUCUAGUGUGUUGUAUGGUCAUUGUUUGUACCGGGAAUGAACAGUUUACUGUCAUGAUUUUAGCUCCUUGUAAUAGCAGAAGGCGCCAACAAGUUAAAUUCCAGAAGGCCAGAAUUCAAAAACUUGUCCUUGAAUUUGAAACAUAGCUAAUCUAAACAUUUAGCUUGAAUGUUUCUACUUCAUUAGUCCAAUUGAGUAGUGAAAUAUUCUCAAA